Pelobates fuscus (common spadefoot toad) is the source of this 1904-nucleotide messenger RNA. It is a transcript of the gene MUC15, whose product is annotated as mucin 15, cell surface associated. The transcript is spliced from 4 exons. Bases 120 to 1361 code for a protein of 413 amino acids. The record is from RefSeq and is a predicted model, not a curated record. Lineage: Eukaryota; Metazoa; Chordata; Amphibia; Anura; Pelobatidae.
UGCCAUUCACCUGCUCUCAGUCUUACAUUCAGGAUUAUACUGCUUCAGUCCUGACAAUAUAGACACACAACAGGCUCUACCAAGGUACUGUGACCAUUUGCACCAUAAAACAACUCACAAUGCACCCGUCUGUGAAAGAUGCUUUGGUAUUUUUUAUUUUUUCAAUUAUGUGGACAAACUGUGUAUGUACAGAUGGUACAACCACUGCAUACACCACAAUAAGCAGCACAACUGAAGUUCAAACUAAUUCUACCCCCGCUAGUUUAAGCAGUGAAACCAGCACCGCUGCUACCGACAUUCAGACUCAAAACACAACAACCACCUCAUUCCCAAAUACUGCUUCCACAUUAGCUGAAAGUACAGGCAUAACUCAAACAACAUUAACCACUGAUGGGAAGACAACUACAACAAACAGCAGUGCGGGGACAGCUGUAACAGCAUUCAAUACUGAAACAGGCUCAACAAUUUCAAGCAGUAUAGCCACAACAACCUCAAACACAUUCACAUCCCCAGCAACACCACAUAAUAAAACAGACAUAACCACAUCAUCUGUAACAAGUAGUACGGAGACAGCCCUGACAACUUCAAAUGGUAAUACAGACACGACCCAGAAUACAACUACAGAAACAACACAUUCAAGCAACAGUACAGAAGCAACCUCUACCCCUUCAAGCAACACUACAGAAGCAACCUCAACCCCUUCAAGCAACACUACAGAAGCAACCUCAACCCCUUCAAUCAACUCUACAGAAGCAACCUCAACCCCUUCAAUCAACUCUACAGAAGCAACCUCAACACCUUCAAGCAACACUGCAGAAACAACCUCAACAAAUAAUAGUACAGCAACAGCUCAAACAAGUACGAACAAUAAUACGGAGACCACACCAACAAGUACAAAGAAUAGUACAGAGACCAGUUUAACAAAUACAUAUAGUAGUACAGAGAGCACUACAACAAAUAAAAACAGUAGCACACAAACUACCCCACCCAGUACCAGUGGUACAGAAAGCUCAAUGACAACAAACAUCAGCAGUGGUGGCCUUCCAAAUGUAAAAGACUCAAAAAGCGAUGCUGGGGUGAUAGUAGGAGCCAUCAUUGGAUCAAUUCUGGCAGUUUGUCUUGUUUGUCUAGUGGCUUUCUUCUUGUGUGGCUCAAAGAAAUCGAGCUCCUUCUCCCACAGAAGACUGUAUGAAGAUAUACGGAAUGAACCAGUGUUAAGACUGGACAAUGAAGUCAGUCCAUACGAUGUCAGUUAUGGAGAUUCGUCUUAUUAUAACCCAACAGCGAUGGAAGACUCUUCUUUUCACCGUUUACCAAAUGAGACAAUUGCAAUGGAAGAUAUACGACCUCAUCAUCCCUAGAACGCUAGAUAUGACAUUUAAGAAAAAAAAACAAGGACAGUAUUUUUAAUUCCUUUGUCAUGUUACUCAUGACAGUAUAUGGUCCAAGCCGAUCCCAGCUGCUGCUGCAGAAUUAGGGAUAUAAAAUGACCUGAAUGAAUUGGAAUGCCACUACUUGGGAAAUUUCAGAAUGUUCCUACAUUUGUUCAACCUUUGGCACACAGGCACAUUCUAUUAGUUUGCUCAAAUUGCCUUUCAACCUUGCUUUUAAGAUACAACGUUGCUGCAUUUAAUUGAUGAUUUUAUGCUACAAACAUGAUCAUUUUUGCAAUGAGCAUUUGAGCAUUGCCAAAAACGGAUCUAAGCUAUUUUAUGAAGAUUUUUACACAAUAAGCACUGCCUACAAUAUUUCUUUUAAUGGGAUGCUGUUUAACUCAACGUAGCUGGCUACGUUGUUGAUUCUGACAUAGGUCUGAAGUUAGCGAAAACUCAGAAUUGCUAUCUUUAAAAUGUUAAUUAGAUGCACUGUGCUCGGCUGUGUUAAACCUUCGUGCAACUUUGCAU